Messenger RNA from Mytilus californianus (California mussel), 1198 nucleotides. Its product is annotated as ceroid-lipofuscinosis neuronal protein 5-like. Gene Ontology annotation, cellular component: lysosomal membrane; lysosome. Gene Ontology annotation, molecular function: hydrolase activity, acting on glycosyl bonds. The record is from RefSeq and is a predicted model, not a curated record. Lineage: Eukaryota; Metazoa; Mollusca; Bivalvia; Mytilida; Mytilidae. The transcript has 5 exons. The coding region runs from base 1 to 1041 and encodes 346 amino acids. Gene Ontology annotation, biological process: lysosome organization.
AUGGAUACAGUUCUGGAUAAAUAUGGGAUACUAGUUUGUUUUGUUAUGGUAUUUUUAGCAGGAACUUCGCUUGCAGGUCCUUGGCCAGCUCCAUACAAACGCUAUACUGUAAGACCUCAGUCGAACCCAUACUGUAAUGCAGGUGUCAUUUCUUUCUGCCCGACGGGCGAGCCAGAUAAUAUCAUGCCCGAAUUCAAUCCCGGUGAUGUCAUAGAAAUAUAUGCUCUGAAGAAACCCGUCUGGCAAUUUAAAUUUGGUGAUGUCCUUGGAAAAUUAAACAUAAUGCACGAUGCUUUAGGAUUUAAAAAUGUAAACACUGGUAUGAAUUACACCAUGGAAUGGUAUGAGCUAUUUCAACUGAUGAACUGUACGUUUGCACAUGUGCUUAAAAAUGAGACAAUACAGUGGUGUAAUCAAGGAGCUGUGUGCAUCUACCCUGGAAUCAAGGACAGAUUGUGGUCGGAAAAUGGAACAUUAGCAAAAAUAGCAACAACUACAGGAUCAGUUUUCAAUAGUUUUUCUGACUGGGUGCUUUGGGAUAACAGGACUGGUCUGUUCUACGAAACAUGGACUGUGAAAGAUAAACCAGAUGGGAAUACUUGGUUUCAGCCUUUUGACUGUGCUAGCUGGGUGAUACGUGCCUUGGAUGAAUUUGGUCGACUUGGUGUCAGUUUUAAUCAAAGUAUUAAUUUGAAUUAUACCAAAAUUAAUCUCUAUUCUGCUCAACCAGAAUAUUUAGGAACUUCUGCAGAAGUGUUUGAUAAAAAUGCAAAUAAAACAAUGCAGACUUUUGCACAAAAUAUAGUGAAGUUUUACACUAAAUUCCAGUCACAGAAAAAAUGGGAAGAAUUAGCUAUAGAAAUAUUAGAAGAUUUAUAUGAUAUAUUUGAAAGAAAUGAUCCUUUCUUCUUGUACUACAAUGAUGCCUACUGGCGUCUCAAUUUGACAUCUCCAAUAGCAAAACUGACUUAUGAAGAAAGUCCUUUACCUAAACCAGGAAAGAUAGAUAACAAGUUAUACUUUGAAAAACAUUAUCCAUGAGUAUAUUACAGUAACAAUGAAAAUGUUUCACCAAAGAAAUUCUGAUUUCAGUAUUUUGUAAAUAGAAGCAUAUUUGAUUGGUAAAUAAAAGAUUCUACAACGGAAGACAGGUUUUAAAGAAUUAUGUGGUGAAGUUUGAGAUCUUCAAUAAAGUAAU